Molecule: messenger RNA, 1192 nt
Organism: Sinocyclocheilus anshuiensis
Lineage: Eukaryota; Metazoa; Chordata; Actinopteri; Cypriniformes; Cyprinidae
Product: gastrula zinc finger protein XlCGF8.2DB-like
Exons: 2
Coding region: 49-1089 (346 amino acids)
Biological process (GO): regulation of DNA-templated transcription
Molecular function (GO): DNA-binding transcription factor activity, RNA polymerase II-specific; RNA polymerase II cis-regulatory region sequence-specific DNA binding
Source: RefSeq, a predicted model, not a curated record
GGCAGCAGCAUGAAAACUGCAGUUCUGACAACAACUGUCUGACAUAUUAUGAUAAAGAUGGAGUUUAUUAAAGAGGAGAUUGACAAUAUGCGUGAUCCAGAAACAUCCAGAAUAAAACAUGAAGAUGCUGAGGAACAAACAGACCUGAUGGAAGUGGAGGAGGUACAUUUAGAACUGAACGAAGAGGAAGAUUUCAUUACUGCAGAAAAUCAUUUCUCCCAAAGAACAGAAGCCAAAAACCCCUUCCCCUGCCCUCAAUGUGAGAAGAGGUUCACACAGAAAGGAAGCCUCAUUAGUCACAUCAGAAUUCACACCGGAGAGCGUCCGUACAUCUGUCCGCAAUGCGAGAGGAGCUUCACGCGUAAAUACAGCCUGAACGUGCACUUAAGAGUCCACACUGGAGAGAAACCCUACACCUGUCCUCAAUGUGCGAAGACUUUCACGCAAAAGGAACACCUGAAUAAUCACGUAAGAAUUCACGCUCGAGAGAAACCGUUCGUGUGUCAGCAAUGCGGAAGCGGUUUCACACGUAACGACAGCCUGAAGAACCACUCCAGAAUCCACACUGGCAUCAAGUCCUUUAUUUGCCCUCAGUGUGGAAGGAGUUUUAACUGGGCUCACAAUUUCAACAGCCACCUGCGCUCGCAUUCUGGAGCGAAGCCUUUCAGCUGCGAUCGGUGUGGCGAAAAAUGUCCGUCUGCGUCUGCUUUAAGAUACCACCUCCAAGCUCAUACAAACAAAAGGCCUCACUUGUGUUCUUCGUGCGGAAAGAGUUUUGCACGGCUGGACUCUUUUAAAGUGCACCAGAAGCUGCAUAGCGGCGUGAGACCGUACGUGUGUUCAGACUGCGGCAGGACGUUUAAUAAAGCCACCAACUUGAAAGAGCACCAGAAGAUUCAUACUGGAGAAAGACCGUACAAGUGUUCGCUUUGUGACAAGAGUUACAGCCAGUCGGGAUCCCUGAGAGCACACGAGCGGGUUCAUACUGGAGAACGACCGUAUCGCUGCACUCAGUGUGGGAAGAGUUUCUUCAAAUCAAGUCAUCUAGUGGCACAUGUAGAAAUGCACCGUCCAAAGGCUUCACAGUGAUGAACAUUGUCAUUUUGGAUCAACCAAAAACAGACGUUGAACUAUCUAAGAAGAUAUUGUCUGGUAUAAGUGCAGUGUUUUGUAUGGACAAUGUAAAGAAAUU